Mucor velutinosus is the source of this 759-nucleotide messenger RNA. RefSeq lists its product as uncharacterized. Lineage: Eukaryota; Fungi; Mucoromycota; Mucoromycetes; Mucorales; Mucoraceae. Bases 1 to 759 code for a protein of 252 amino acids. The transcript has a single exon. The record is from RefSeq and is a predicted model, not a curated record.
AUGCCAAUUAGGGCCACUCAGUUGCAAGUAAAGGAUCUCUAUCAACCCAAUCCUGACCAACCUCUGCAACUCGAAGCACGAAAAGCACCAACCAUCCUAGCUGACAUUCGACGCGCUUGCAAGAAAAUCCUGAAGCAAAUCAACCAGAACAAAGUACCUAUCCAACUGUACUUUAGCCUCAUGCUACAACUUCCUCAGGAUAGCACCAAACGCACAACCGACAUCUCCUUCAAACCGUUCAUUGACUCCUAUGACCUCAACAGCCAGCAAGGCAUCACUCGACAGAUUUCAACCAGAACAUUCCGCACAGCAUGCAUCGAGGCUCACACCUCCAGCAUUGCCAGGUCCAAUUGGAAUUUCUUCUGGUCUCUGUCCCUGAACCUUGUCCACCGUAAUGUCAUCUAUCGCUUCCUCACCCACACCAUCCCGACCAAACGCCUGCUACACUACUUUGAGAUAGCUGAAUCACCUCUCUGCCCAAUCUGUGGUAACGAAGAAAAUGCUGUACACUUGCUUUUCCUCUGCUCCAGUAAGGUAUCCAUCUGGAAAGCUAUCAUCUUUGAAUUCUUGUGGCCAACCGUUUCGAUUGGUGAUAUUAUCCAAGCCUGUUCCUCUCUUGACUUUGAAAACAUCAAACAUGUCUCCAAAUCGUACACCACUGCUCACAUGGUCAUACUGGUAACACUUGGCAACAUUUGGCGAGCUCAAGUUCGUAUGAUCUUUCACUCGACUCCAUUUACAUGGAUCGAUGUGGUCUAG